CCUCCUUAUCCUCCCAGUGACUCACCCUCCGCUCCUCCGCUCCCCCUUUAUAGUUCGAUCCUCCAUCGCCAAAGCACCAGCACAACCGAUCGCUCAUCUCAGAUCGCCUGCUGCUUCUCUCCUUCCUUCCUUGGUUUGGUCUGCUCUGCUCUGAUUGGCAUGGCGACCCAGAUGGACGCGUACGUGAUGUUCCGCCGCGCCGCGGAGAUGAUGAUGGUGGCGCCGCCCGGGGCCGCCUACGACGAGCAGGACGAGGACAUCGGCUCCGCGUCCGACUCCGAGUGCACGUCGACGUCCUCCUCCUCCGACCUCGCCGACGACGCCAGCUCCUCGUCGUCCUCCUCCAGCUCCGGCGACCACUUCGAGAUGUCCGCCCUCAUGACGCAGCUCCCCAUCAAGAGGGGAUUGUCCAUGUUCUUCGACGGCAAGUCGCAGUCGUUCGCGUCGCUGGCGGCCGUGGCCUCCCUGGAGGAUCUGGCCAAGCCGACCAAGAAGCGCCUCAAGCCGUCGCGGAGCUGCGAGGGCGGCCUGGACGCGCACCGUGGCAGGUUCCUCUCGCCGCGCCGGCAUUGUCCCAAGGCCGCCGCCGCAAGGAAGGCGUCCGCGAGGGCCGCCCUCUCGGUGCUCGGCACCUCGCCAAGGACGGCGAGGCUGGCCGCCAACUCCCUCAUCUUUAGCUAGGUUCUGUUCCACUAUUAGGUGUUCAGUGUUCUUCGUAGAGGGAGGUUGUAUUAGGAACCCAUGGCUGAAUUAGAAUGGUUAUUACUUCAAUGGAAAUACCAUCCACAUUCAGCACAUUUGAAUCUGAGAAGUUGGAUUUUCAACACCA
This is a messenger RNA of Triticum aestivum (bread wheat), 829 nucleotides long. RefSeq lists its product as uncharacterized. The transcript is spliced from 2 exons. The coding region runs from base 160 to 681 and encodes 173 amino acids. The record is from RefSeq and is a predicted model, not a curated record. NCBI's taxonomy places the organism in Eukaryota, Viridiplantae, Streptophyta, Magnoliopsida, Poales, Poaceae.